This is a messenger RNA of Entrophospora candida, 1160 nucleotides long. Lineage: Eukaryota; Fungi; Glomeromycota; Glomeromycetes; Entrophosporales; Entrophosporaceae. The record is from the annotation of a GenBank genome assembly.
AAGCUUCUGGUGGAGGAGGUGUUAGUUUUUCAUUAUCAGAAGAACAACGAGAUUUUCAAGAGCUAGCAAAAAAAUUUGCUACUGAAGAAAUUAUUCCAAAAGCAGCUCAUCAUGACCAAACUGGCGAAUAUCCCGUAGAUAUAAUCAAAAAAGCUUGGGAACUUGGGUUAGCAAAUACCCAUAUUCCACAAGAAUUUGGUGGACUUGAACUCGGGGUAUUUAAUUCCAGUCUCAUCACCGAGGAGUUAGCUGUUGGUUGUACAGGUAUCCAAACAGCUCUUGAAGCCAAUAAUUUAGCCGAGGCGCCACUUAUCGUUGCAGGAAACAAAGAUCAAAAUAAAAAAUAUUUAGGUAGAAUGACAGAAGAACCUUUGAUGGCUGCUUAUUGUGUCACAGAGCCCGGUGCAGGUUCAGACGUUGCAGGAAUAGCAACUAAGGCUAUAAAGAAAGGGAAUGAUUGGGUUAUUAAUGGACAAAAAAUGUGGAUAACAAACGGUGGAAAAGCAAAUUGGUAUUUUGUUUUAGCACGUACCGAGUUUUCGGAGAAAAGAGCUGGUAAAGCUUUCACUGGAUUCAUUGUGGAUGCUAAUACACCUGGAAUAACGGUUGGUAGAAAAGAAAUUAAUUUAGGGCAACGUGCUAGUGAUACUAGAGGAAUUUCCUUUGAAGAAGUUGUUGUGCCUUCAGAAAAUGUUCUCGGAUCUCCAGGUGAUGGAUUUAAGAUUGCUAUGUCAGCAUUUGAUAUCACGAGGCCAUUAAUUGCAGCUGGAGCUGUAGGAUUAGCUCGUCGUGCUUUGGAGGAAGCAACUAAAUAUGCUCAUGAAAGAAAAACCAUGAAUAAAUUAAUAAUUGAACAUCAAGCUGUGGCAUUUAUGUUAGCUGACACUGCAAUAGGGAUAGAAGCUUCCCGUAAUAUGGUUUGGAAGUCUAGUUGGAUUCAUGAUCAAGGUGGAAAAAAUACAUAUUAUGCCUCAAUUGCCAAAGCAGUAUAUGUAGCCGUCAAUGCAGCAAGUAUGGCUGUUCAAGUUUUUGGUGGAAAUGAAUACCCCGUAGAAAAAUUAUAUCGUGAUUGUAAAAUAUUUCAAAUAUAUGAAGGAACAUCACAGAUUCAACGUUUAAUUAUUUCUAGACAUUUAUCAGAUCUUAUAAUGAACAACUGA